Messenger RNA from Danio rerio (zebrafish), 2300 nucleotides. NCBI's taxonomy places the organism in Eukaryota, Metazoa, Chordata, Actinopteri, Cypriniformes, Danionidae. The record is from RefSeq and is a predicted model, not a curated record.
AGCGACUAAGCUGACAAGAAAAUGAAUGAAUGAAUCAAGCAUGGUUUAACAUUACAGCAAGUACUUAAAAGUUCAGUAUAGGCUAAAGGGUCUAAGAGUUGAGAAGGCCAAAUUAUUGACCCUUCCAUCUAUUUUUUAAGACUUCAUAUUCCUAAAUUAAUAUUAGUUUAUAAUGCAAACUGUAUGCAUAUUGUAUGAAUUAAGUGAUAAAAGUUCUAUUUAUCCGUACUCUAAAAUUUGAGAAAUGCCAUAAAAAAGCAAGCUGAAAAUUCACAAACAACUUCAGUAAUCGAGAGAGACACGUGCCUCGAGUGAGCUCUUCAAACGAGAGUUUGCUCAAAGGGUUCGAAGAGGGUCGUAAAACUAAUUAAAUUCAGCCACAGCGUUUCACGUCCUUACAAAAAUAUCCCCGUCCUGCCGUGAAUUCCUGCAGUUCUAGACAAAUUCGCCACAGAAGCAGCCGCUCCUCUGUCAAAUCAAGACAAUUCCUCCUAACAUGCAACUUCAGAGAAGCAAUCAUUCUGACUCGGAACCAACCGUUACAAGCGCUAGCAAGUCUGUACAAUAUUUCACACCUUGCGAUGACAUUUUAAGGGAUCUUACUUGAGACAAUCCUGCUAUACGAUUCAGAACAGUGUUUUAUACCAGACAAGUGCUGAUGCGUAUGACACAGGCCUGAAGAGUUCCGUUAUUGCCAGAAGGUCUUGAGGCGCUGAGGAUGGAGGAACUGGCCCGGGAGAGUAUACGCAGCAUCAGCCUGCUCUCAAAACCUGCGCGGGGUUCGGACGUCCCACGACUCGGCUCAUUUGGGGCCAUUUUCAUCAUGCUUAAAUCUGCCCUCGGAGCGGGACUGCUCAACUUUCCGUGGGCUUUUGAGAAGGCUGGCGGCGUGAACACUGCGAUCAGCGUGGAGAUGGUGAGUCUGGUGUUCCUCAUAAGUGGGCUGGUCAUUCUUGGUUAUGCCUCAUCGAUCAGUCGCCAGAACACGUAUCAUGAUGUGGUGCGGAAUGUGUGUGGGCGGAGGAUCGGUCAUCUGUGUGAGAUCUGCUUUGUUUUCAACCUCUUCAUGAUCUCGGUGGCCUUUUUGGUGGUGGUGCAGGAUCAACUAGAAAAGUUGUGUCUGUCUCUGUACGAGACGGUGACUGGAAAUACCGAAGCAGAGAUGCCACAUCACUGGUACACAGAUUACCGGUUUGCCCUCUCUUUCAUGUGUCUUAUUAUCAUCCUUCCACUCUCCAUACCCAAAGAGAUCGGCAUCCAGAAAUACACCAGUGUAAUGGGAACUCUGGCUGCGACUUACCUGAGUGUUGCUGUCAUUGCGAAAUAUUACCUAAAAGACACACACACAGCGGACCUCACACCUGAGCACAGUCAAGGAUUGGGCUCAUGGGCUUCCAUGUUCAGUGUGGUUCCUACCAUCUGCUUCGGUUUCCAGUGCCACGAAGCUUCCAUUGCUAUAUACAGCAGCAUGGAAAACAAAAAGAUCACACAUUGGGUUUUCAUCUCAGUCACUUCUAUGAUUUUCUGCCUGCUUAUUUAUACUCUCACAGGUGUGUUUGGUUUUCUUACAUUUGGACGGAAAGUAGCCUCAGAUAUCCUGAUGUCAUAUCCAGGAAAUGAUGUAGUGAUGAUUAUUGCUAGGCUGCUGUUUGGAAUUUCGAUCGUCACCAUCUAUCCUAUAAUACUGCUGUUGGGAAGGUCAGUGAUUCUAACACAAAUACUGCGCUUUUGGGAACGACGGACCAUAAUGACACCUGUGUUUGAGGGUCGGUGCCGUCUCAUUCUCACUAUUCUCUGGAUCACCGUGACUCUCCUCAUCGCUAUAUUUGUGCCAGACAUGAGUGAAGUCAUCAGCGUAAUUGGGGGAAUCAGUGCCUUCUUCAUCUUCAUCUUUCCUGGGUUGUGUCUCAUUUUUGUCAUGCAGACAGAGCCUAUAAAUCACAGGAUAAGAAUCCUCUUGACAGGAUGGGGUGUGGUGACUAUCGUAAUUGGAGCUUUUAUCUUUGGCCAGAGCACAACCAUCGCUGUUAUGGAAUUAGCACACAAGUUUUAAUCUCCAUCCUGAUCAUAGUCUACUGUAUAUUUGACUGAUGAAUGAGAAACAGUAUGAUACUUGAAACUGAGGACGCUUGUAUUAAUGUAGAACUAUUUUUCUUUAUAUAUUUAUUCUUCUGUGUAGUUUAAGACAAUACAUUUUAUUUAAAUAUGCUGGAAUGACUUUAUGUAAACCGUGUUUGGAUGAAUGAAUAAAUGUGAGAGAUUUGCAAUACCUUAAUAAAAUGUGUUACCAUUUUGACUAA